AUGGUGAUGGAGUACGUACCCGGUGGCAAUUUGGUCGGUUGGAUGGACGAGGUUGAGGUGCUCAGUGAGCCUGCUGCUCGCUUCUAUGCUGCUGAAGUGACCCUUGCCCUACGGGCUCUUCAUGGAAUGGGCUUCAUUCACCGCGAUCUAAAGCCGGACAAUCUGCUCGUAGACGCACAUGGUCACCUGAAAUUGGCCGAUUUCGGUACAUGCAUUGCUGUUGACAGUAAGACUCGACGCGUUCACUGUCAUACUGCCGUUGGUACGCCAGAUUACAUCAGCCCGGAGGUCCUUCUCUCUCAGGUACACCAUAUUUUACCUAUGGGUUUCCAUAUAUCUUCUCAAGUUGACCUCUUGGCACAUCACUUUCAGCUUUGA
Protopolystoma xenopodis is the source of this 378-nucleotide messenger RNA. NCBI's taxonomy places the organism in Eukaryota, Metazoa, Platyhelminthes, Monogenea, Polystomatidea, Polystomatidae. The record is from the annotation of a GenBank genome assembly.